UCUUUCAAAAAGGGUUUUCCUUCCUUUUUUCGCCGCAUUAAGUCGUAUCUUUUUCUUUCUCUUUUCUUUCUUUUCUCCUCCCUCUCGCUCACCCUUUCUUCCAAAAAACCGUCUUCCCUUUUUUUUCCACUGCUACAUCUCUUUUUCACUCAUGUACAAACCCUUUCUCUCUCUCUCACUCACCCACCCUUUCUUCCAACUAUCCCAGCCACGUUGCACCGUUCUCCUCCCUCCCAGACCCCCUUUUUUCCCUCGUACACUCGCGCCUCUCCCUUCUCUCUCCAUUCACCCGCAAGUCCCUCUCUCUCUCUUUUUCUCUCUGAUGACGAUGGAAGGGACGGUGGAGGAGGGAAUGGAAAGCGAGCGCAGCUGGGGGGUUGGAACGGUUGGAUCCGCUCAGUAGGUAUCGCGACGCGCUGCCGGCCGUAGCGCGCACUCUCCUGGCCCUCGAACUGGGUCACAAGCCCUCCGGACGAGGCACCGAGCGGAGCACACCGGGGCCAGUUGCGCGCCACGCAACACACGCGACACGCUCCCUCGUUACUCCCCUUCCCCUUUUUUUUAUCAUUAUUAUUAUCAUUAUACAGAGAGACGAGGAGACGCUUCGUUUCUCGUUCUCCUGUAUACGGGAAGUAUAUACGUGUUUUAUCCUCGUUCGUGUUCUCUCGGUUCGUAGAGUGAUAUAUGUAUGUAUGUAUUGGAAACGAGAGGGAUUAAAGGGUGGCAAGAUCGAUAAAUGGUCGAGAUAUUCAUGAAAAUAUCCUUGUUUCGAGAUUCGCCACGAUGUGUAAUCACCUGUUCUUAUUUUGGUGAUAAUUAAGUUAAAUUCAGUGGGGGAAAAAGGUCAAAAGGGUGAAAAAUAAAAAAAAGAAAGAAAGAAAAAAUGAGAAAUUCAAAGACUCAAAAAGUGAUUUUUUUGAGAGAAUAGAUUGAUCGUGAAUUAUGACGUUGUGACGUGUGAUUUUGUGACGUGUUGGGUUUUUGGAAGAAUUCUAGCAUUCGUUGCUGGUGAUCUACACAGAAAGUGUGUUUUAUGUUUUUGAAACUGAAUCGACGAAUCGUUGAUGUGCAGUGUCGCGAUCGAGAAACGAUCGCCAGUGAUCGGUGAAGUUUGAAAGUUGUUCCUCGAGUAUAGUGUAAAAAUCUUAGUUGGAGAAUCGAAGAUCAUCCCUUUGACUGGGAGAACGGCGUUGGUCUUCGGUAUGAAGGGGUGUGUUCCAUAUUCCUGCGUGUAUUCCUGAUCGAAGUAGAUUCCUACGAGUGAACCCAGACUUUCGACUCGCGACUCGAAGCGUAUCGAUAUCGUCGCCUCGCGGCCAACCACAUACAGGAAAGUGUCCUCUCGACUGGAGGAGAAGCGCAAGUACUCGGCAUGAAGGACGCGAAUUGGCCGGUGUUGAUCUGCGUUUUAACGGCGACCACGGUGCUCUCCUGCCGGCAAAGCGAGUUCCAAUGCGGGAACGGGCGGUGCAUCGCUCUGAACAAAGCGUGCAACGCUGUCAACGACUGCGGAGACGGCAGCGACGAGCCACGACAGUGUUCUCCGUGCAAUAAAACAUAUUAUGGCGACGUGGGCAAGACCUACGAUUUGGAGCUCCAUCGACCUAAGGAGGAUAAGGUGCCUUACAUUUGCAAACUCACCUUUAGCGCACCGGGUGGCGAUCUUGGAGACAUCGUUCAGUUGACGUUCGACAGCUUCACCCUGGGGAAAUUUGUGUCGUUCACUGCUGAGGGGUGUCCGGACGGUUCGCUCCAGAUUUCGGAGGCCCAACGACCGGACGUGGGCGGCCUCUGGUGCGGUACGUCCUGGGGGCCCGCGAUUUACUACAGCGAGACCCAGACUGUCUCCAUCACCCUCAAGCUGCUCAGGCUCAGCAAGGAUCAGACGGGAUUCAAUUUCGACUUCAGGAUGGCGUACAAGAUGAUCAGGAAAUCGGACGCCGUGGUACGUUAUGGCAAUCCUUUCGUAGGAAUAACGCAGGCGACAGGUACGCCAGCGUCGACAGAAACAACAUUAUCAACGUCCUCGAGCGAUUACAUGAACAGCUCGAUGGCGAUGCCAGUGCAGAUGGUGGAGCAACCAUCUGAAACGACGAAACCGAGUACCGAGCAAUACCUGGGAGAUCUGAUAUCGGGCACCUACUGUUCCCGCAUAUUCAGCGACUGCGACCGGAAAAAGUGCAGGCUCCAGUCGCCCAACUUUCCAGGAUUAUAUCCGCGCAAUCUCACCUGCUACUACGCAGUGAGGCAGCACGAUGUGCCACCUGGAAAACACGCGUUAAUUUCGGUGAAACAGCCACGUGGCCAAUUGGUGGCCAUAAGAGCGAGGCCAGCGGCGACCCAAGCAGAAUCGUCACCCCGUGAACUUCGUUUAUGGAACGAUUGCGACGUGGUUCAGGAUUACGUGACAGUGUACGAUGGUUACACGACUCGAGAUCCGGUGAUCCUGAAAUUUUGCGGAGGAGGCGAACCAGUGCCGGAAGCGACCAGUAGCGGAACCGAAAUCUUGGUCGAGUUCACCACGUCUCCUUAUGGCACGUUUCUACAUCCUACGCCACCGCACUCGCUCCACGGUUUUCAAUUAGAAGUGCAAGUGAAGUUUGUGGACGCAGACUCGCCAACAUACGCGAAGAACAAACACUGCGAGUUCUGGUUGCAGGGGAGUGGGGGCGGAGUGCUCGCUUCCCCGCGCCACUCUUUGCCACGCAACAGCACGUGUCUGUAUCAUCUACGUGGCGCUGGCCCAGCACUUCCUAGCCCAACGCCGCCGCGUCCUUUGCCCAAGUUUCCGGAACAGAGGCCGGGUACUGUGUGGAGGAGACCUGCACCACGAGCACCGCAGCCACAGUUCCGCGUCUGGCUGUCCAUUCUCAAGUUCCACGUGGGCACGAGCUUGUCCACCGGCGACGAGGAUUGUUCCACCACGCUCAUGGUCUGGGAUGGAGAAAUGAUGCCUUUGUCCGAAUGCUACGAUCCCACUUGCGAGAAGGAGCAUCAACGUCACGGUGACAGAUCCGGUGCAGACCCACCUCAUCCUCUGGCAGCUCGCCCCGCUGGAAACACUACGUUAUUGGCGCGAUAUUGUAAGGACAAAGUGCCAAGGACUUGCGAUCACGCGAUCCUGCAAAAUACUAGCCGUCCAUGCUCCUUGGGCGAGAGCUUCGUGUCGAGUGGAAGCACCCUAACCAUCGAGAUGAGAAUGGUCGAAUCGACGGCUCUCAGGCCGGUGAAUUUUCGCGCCCUCUACGAGUUCGUGGACCUUCACCAGGAUGGGGAUCCGUAUGGAAGCGGGCCGUGUUCGAGGAUAUUCUACAGCCGUAAUCGAGAUCAUUAUCCUGAUCGUAGAUUCCAAGCGCCACGCGACAUUUUCCUUUAUGGCCGCGGCGGAGCGAAAAAUAUAAGCUGCGUGUAUCGAUUCGAGGGCGAGCACGACGAGAUCGUGAAGCUGCGGUUCAACAAGCUUUUGAACGGGAACAGGACGUGCCGCAGCGUCUCCAGCCCAGAUUUUAAUCGGCUCCUCUGCGUUGGAUCGGAGAACUUCUUCGUGAAGGUGCUCGAUCUUCCAUGGCCGAACGCGCCGCCCGUACAACGAGACUGCCUAUGUUCCAAUCGAUCACUGCCGAUCAACAUCAAAUCAACCUCGAACAUCGUCGAGGUGCAUUUCACCGUCAGGUCUAUGGACGCGUUGGACGACUACAAUAAUCUGUUCUUCGAGGGCAUAUGGGAAUUCGUCAAGACGAUUCCUUGCUUGCAGAAGAGGAGGGUGAGGGGGCCUUCCGGAGAAAUCAAGUACAAAGCUCCUAUAGUCGACGAGGACGAGAAAAAUUGUGAGAAGCAUCCAUGGCUGAUAGAUCCUGGACCGAAUCAAUACCUGUAUGUAAAAAUGCACGGGACGAUAAUGUCGAAUACGAGCAAAUGUGCGACGAAGAAUCGGAUCGUGGUACAUACCGGUGGCACGAUACACGUGUCGGUGUGCCCAAAACCACCUGCGGAGUCUAGACACCACGUGGUCGAAGUUUUCAGCGACGGCUGGGCCGUCAGCAGCAAUGCCAUGAUUCUGGUGCCGGGUCAGGACCCCAUCAGGACUAUAGCUAUCGAGUUUAUUAUCAAGGAACCGGAUACGUACACGGUCACUUGGCUCGAACUCACUAGAAGACCAUCGGUAACAUCGACAGCAGGGUUGCAGAUGCCACGUGAUUGCGAGCAGCGAUGUCCAGAGCUGGAUGCGUGCAUAAAUGCUUCUCUGUGGUGCGACGGAAUCUCUCAUUGUCCAUCAGGAUACGAUGAGGCUCUGACUCACUGUUCUGUCCUCUUGCAAUUGCCUCCCCUCCACUUGGGUCUUGGCCUCCUCGCCAUCAUCACGAUUCUCGCCGUCAUCAUUUUCGUGAUUUGGCGGAUCUGUAGGCAACGGACGAAUCGGUCGAUAUCGCAGCAUAGGCUGAAGAGCAUCUCCUCCGAGACGGCGAUCAUCGAUGGAAAAGAAGUGAUUUGCUGACACAGCGACAGUUCUGUGCGGUACGUCGAGGUCGACCGGGUGACCACCGUGUGACGAUCACCCACGGUCGUCCCAUUCGUCGCUCGUCGUGGCGUCGUCGCGUCCCAUUUCGUCUCCUCUUGAAGGAAAAACACGCAUCGACUUCACGACGACGUUCACCUCUACGUAACGUGCAGAACUGCUCUGAUAUACUUUAUAAGAAACCUAGACUCUGUUCUCAAAGAUGAUUCGCUGCUCGAUAACCUGGACCAUUCUUGUAUUUCUUUAUUUAUCCGAAGAGAGAGAUUUGUUAGGUGUUUGUAGAUUCGGUUUAGGAUCCUUGUUCCGUUAGGAUUCUGAAAAAUGAUGGAGAUUAGAUGAUGGAUGAGAAGAUUUGGAGAUAAGAUAUUUUGUGGAAAUAGAUCAAUAGUGUUUAUGAAAGUAAUAUUUGUUUGUAGAUUUUUUUUAGGUUAUGUACGAUGGAUAGAUGAAACAACCUAUAAUUGAAAUAUUUUGUGCUGCUAUAUGAUUUUUUAAAUUGAUUUCGAUUUUUUUUAAUUAUUGUGUUGAUGUUUUUUGUUAGUAUUUUUUCGUUUCAUUCCUUAAAUUAGGUUAAGACAGCACUGAUUUAGACACUUCGGAAUAGAUUAUUAUUUGCACCGUGAUUACAAGGCGACGUGUUCUCGAGAAUUUUUUGGUAAGAAAAUGAUCAAAUUGCUUGAUAAAAGACAAUAAGUAAUAAUGAAAGCUUAAUAAUAUCGUUUUGCUGAUAGCGUAGUUAACUUUUCGUCUCUUGUGACUAGAGAAGUCGAUUCAUCGAUAGAUCGAACGAUUAAUCGAUCGAAAUUUUGGAUCGUGGAAUAUUGGCAAAUUUAGAGGAGCCUGAGAAACUUAUUUGAACUUCGCGCUUAUUUAAAUCUAAAGAAAAGGAGAACAAGAUAAUGGUCCAUGGCAUCGAGCAAAGAACCAGCAAAAAGAAACUCGCACUACUGUCGUUCAAUCGUAUGUUGAGGUAAUCUCGACGAGGAUAGAAGACACGGUUUUAAGCACGAGCCAAUGGCUCCUCUCUCCUCCGCUUUUUCUUGCUCCCUUUGGUAAACGCGCGAGAUCCUCUGUAAAAUAAUUCGAUCGAAGUCGUGCGUUUCGGUUGAACUGUGGCUGAUUUCGUUGUGAUUAACGUGAAUUGAUAGUUGAGAUUUUCAUCUUCGAUUUUUUUCUUCGAUUUAUCUUCAUAAAGCGACUUUACCUUACGAGAACGGCAGAUAUCAUCUUUCUCGAGUUAAUAUCAGGUGGCGCCAGUAAUAAGAUAAAAGUAGGAAAAUUCAAUCUUGUUUCGAUUUUAAUUAUUAAUAGUUAUUAAUAAUUAUUAAAGUUAUACUAAUUCGUUACUAUUUCGUUAAAAUGCUCUGUAUAUAAUUUAAUUUGAAAUAUUGAAGAGGAAUUUAAAUUAACUAUAAUGUUUUAACCUCGUGUUUGGAAGAUGAAAAAUCGAUUGAAAUUUAAUCGACAUUAAUCACGAUAAAACGGCCGAAUAGGAAGUCGGAAAUUAUAGAUACUGACCAAAUGUUUCGAGUGAUUACCGUUUAGGCGACUUAAUAAUACUGUCACACACUAGAUGUAAGACGACUUCGGGAAGAACGAGUACGAAGAAAAUGACGUAGAAAUAUGGUAGCCUGAAAUUAUGUGAUAUAUAUAACGCUGUUUUCUACGGAGCUGUGCUCCGUUUAAUAAUGAUUGUUACAUCUUGGCAGGAGGGGUCGUCGACGACGAGAAUCGAUAAAAGGGAGGAAGUGUCAAUUUUUUUUUUUUUUUUUUUGACUGCGCGAAAUUGGCGCCACGACGAUACCCAAAGCCGUAACUUGUACACCAUGUUUAUACUUGUACAUAAUUGAUUAUUUAUCUAUUUGUAUCGGAUAAUAUGACACGUACGUGCAUGUGUCUUCGUUCGCAGCUACGUUUCAUCACACUUUGAAGUUCAAAAUUUAUUUAAUAAUAAUCGUAACAAAGUUGAAAUAUCAUAAAUUUGAAAAUUUAAAUCUGAAUAUUUUAAAUUUAAAGAUCAAUAAUUUCUUCUUAAUCUUGAAAAUAAACACUUCGAAUCUCUGGAAUAAACCGUAAUUUUUCAGAUUUUGCUUCGAAUAUCAUUUUUUCGCAAUCACUGCGAACGAAGGCUCGUUCCAAAACUGCUUUACUACUAGCCGAUAAGCGUAGAACUCACGAAGCGCAGAAGCAUAAACGAAACGAGCAAAUUCGAGGCGAAACGAAGGGAACCAGAAGCAAAGCCAAGAAACACGAUCGAAGAAAAAAUAAACCAAUGACCGGUCAGCUAACUGAAAGCACCGCCAUUAUAUUUUUGCUGUGUUCAGCGUGUACGUCAACCGUAUUGUUCGAAAAAUAACCUACGGGAUGUCUACGGAACGAAAGCUACAGUCAACUGUAGAUCAACAACUGACCCUCCAUUAUACAUUGAUGAAAAAGACAAUCGUUAAAGUAUUCGUGUUCGAACCGCACUUUUUUCAAUUUUAUUAAUUCCGCUUUCAAACGAACCGCCCACCAGCGGCAGCUAUAUUGGCGACCUUUAUCGAGCAAUGGCUAUCACUGUGCGAAGAAUAUUCAACAAACGAAACGAAAAAUCAAAAAUAACAUUUCUAAGUGAUCGUUCGAUUUUCCAAGCGUAUAAUUAAUUUAGGUCUAUAAGUCGUUCGAAACAUUUUAUAGUAUAAUAAUAAAAAUAAUUUCGAGAAAUUUCUUCGCAUAGAAGGCGCCACCGACGCUCGACAUCUCCACGAACGAAUCAAGAUGGACAGCAAUAGAUGGAAAAAGGAGAAGGGAUUUUUUCGUCGAAUUGUCACCGAAUUUCGUCCUUACGAGAAGACUUGUCUAUACAUGUGCAUUUUUUAUUUCGUAAUAACGUUGAUUAAGGUUAAUUCGCCACGUUCUCUGUACGUUCCGCUCGAUGUAAAUCGAUAUUUAUGUAUAUAUACGAUUCGAUCGAUAUCGAUACGAUCGAUAAUCUCGCUCGAGAACGAACUCGUGCAACGAAUCACCUUGUCUUCGCAAUAUUUUCCAUUUUUCAAUGUGUGAUCCGUGUUUCUUGUGUUGCGGGGACCAAUAGUAUCGUUGGAUUCAACCUGAAAAAUGAGAAAGAAAAAUAACCUUUCUUUAUUCUUGGUUAUUCAAUUUGCAGAUCCCGCGAUACAUUUCCAGAGAAUCGAAGACUGAUGCUUUUAGUUUCGUGUUUUAUCGUGUUGCUCUUACGACGAAAGUGUUGCGUGAUAUCGGUUCACUGCCAUUUCCUUUAUUUUAUGGACCAUAACCAUAUGUUUCUCGAAAGAUUCGGUCGACCAGUGAAACGUGGACAUCAUCGAUCGUGAAGACAUAAAUUAUCGAAUAAAAAAAAAAGAAAGAAAUAAACAAUCAAAAAAAGGCUGCCAAAGAAGAGAUAAUCAUUCUUAAUAUAAUCGAAAUUUCAUCCGUAUUUACAUCUCUUACAAUAAAUGUCUUAUUUGUAUCAAAUGUUUAUUGAAAUAGCAAUAAUACAACAGAAGAAUAAAGAAGGAAAAGACAAAGAGAAAAGAAGAAAUAUACAAAAGAAUCAAAUUUAAUAGAGAGAUAAAAAAGAAUCAGCAGGUUGAAAAGGAAAAAGACAAACAUUUCGCUUAUGAAUAAUAUGUUUGAUUUAUUAUUGGACGAUCGCUCACGGCCGAGUUCUCGUUUUUGGAUUCCAUCUGUUCCCAUCGAAGAAUCCUGAAAAAAUCACACGGACAGAACAAAAUACAAAGAAGUCGUGUGCUCACCAACGAUAGGUCUAAAAAGUUAAGAAACGGCACGGUUCUCUUUUUCCCUCGAGCGUGACGUUGACGAGUCAAGAUAUAUAACGACGAAGCGAUCACUGUCAGAUGCCUGAGGCUUGCGCCGAUGCUGUGCCUCGUGGUUUUGUCAAUUUCCGACGUGCAACUUCGUUCAUCGAAAUCGAUAAUUUUUCGUCGAGUUUUUUUUUUUGUCUUUCUCUUAUAUAUUUUUAUUUUAUUUUUCAUUACUAUGGUUUCUUUGAUUAUUCGAUAAAUAAUAAUCUUGAUCGCUUUAAAAUAUUUUAGUAAUCUUUUAAAAAAAAUUGAAUGGGUAUUUAGAAAAAAAGCAUAUAUUAGAAAUUUUAUAUGAGAAUAAGUGUUUCUAUGGAACAAGUUCAGAGAAAAUUUUGACUGAAGUUACUUCGUCAAAUUAAUAAUUGGAUAAUUUAUUAUUUAAACAUAGAAUAAUCAUAAUUAACUGUAGUAUCCAAGUUAAAUUAUUACUUAGAUUAACUUUAUUCGAAAUUUUAAUUAGUUUAAUUAAUUUUUCAAUCCCUUAGUGGAUCAACAAAGUGCUUUUGCAAAAUUUCUAAUAUUUAAUUAUAAAAGAUUUAACUAUAAAAGAAACUAAAAGAGAAUGACAGUGACGAAAAAAUAUUACUUGUUUUUUUCAUUGCUAACAAUAAAAGAAAUAAUUUCCUUUAUAAAUUUUACGAAAUAUAAUCUUCUUUCUAAAUACCUAUUCGAUUAAUUCUAACGAUCAGGCAACGAUUCAAAAGGAUAAAAAUCGAAUAAUUUGUAGAAACGAUUCUUCGAACUUUUUAAAUGAAAAUCGAAAGAAAUGAAUGAGGUUUUGCGCGAGGAAAAAAUACGUUCUCCCAAAUGGAAGCACGUUGUUCACAUGUGCACGAAGUAAAGGUUUAUUGGCAAGAUUUGUAUCCGAUACACAAAGCACAGUGCAAUUUAUCGGUGAACCUUUAUUGACGUUGCGCAUGAAAACACGAGUCUCGUGUUUAGAGACACCCGCAGAACGAUGGCCAUCGGCCGUAGAAUCGACGACAAAUCAAACCCUGGUGUCCUUUGGACAACAUGCUGGCACCACUGCAUUUCACUAUCGAUUCGAGCGAUUUCGCGAAUUGUACAAUUAUAUUGGUUUAACUUUUGUCCAUAUUUCUUUGUUCUCGAAGGAUGACAGGAUUGAAAUUCCUUUGUUUCUAAAAGACAGCGGUGGUGGAACACAGGAAGAAAAACAUUCGAAAGAACAAUGAAACUUGUGUGCACAAAUUUUUUCUCAAAUUUUCAGGUCGGUGAGUUUUCAAUCGUGUUCUACUUUCUUUAAUUACAAACGUGAUUAAUCGUAAUUUUUAACAUUAUUAAUUUUUCGAAAAUUAUUAAUUUUCGUCGCGGUUACGGGCCAAUGGCAUGUGUGAAUGGGUGUUCGUAUGUAAAUAAGAUUAUGAGCGACUCGAUUGUAAAUAAAACGUAAAAUACACAUGUAUCGAGUUUUAAAUAAUUCUAGAUCACGAUCUAAGUUAAACGAAUAACUAUGUAGACGAUUAGAAGUUAAUUACGAAUUAUAAAAUCAUAUCCAUGAACGCGCUGAUAUUGAAUGAAAGGAAAGUCGAUUAUCGAAAUAAUUAUUUACAUGCCUCUUAUUUCAACGACGCGUGUUUAUUAAAUUAUUAAUUUAAAUUUUAAAUAUUAACGCAUAUACACAAAUAUUUAUUUUUUAUCGUCACGUAAUCGAUCGAUCGAUCAAAUUCCCGUAAUUAAUUUCGCUAUUUUUAUUUUUAAUUAAUAAUUUUUAAUGCCAAAGAAAAAUAAUUAUAGGAAAAAGUGCUUGUUAAUUAAAAUUUAAUCAAUAAUUAUUAAAGUUCUUCGUUGAAACUAUAUAAACGAGGACAAACGAAAAUAUGAUAAGAGGCUGAAUAUGAACGACUUCCAGUAGAUGCGCGUUUAAAUGAAGAAAAAUUUACGCGGUUCUAUGUACAUAAAUAAGCGUAAAUGUUACCGAAGCGAUAAUUAUGAAAAUUAAGAAAGCACAAGACGAUUAAGUUUAAUAAUCAUUUCUCGACAAACUGUUGUACGUAAAAAAAGAAAAGAAACGAACGAAUGCGAUCGUAAAAUAGAGGGAAGAAAAAAUCAAGAAGGACGAUAUAACGUAAAGAGAAAGUUUAUAAAAUUCUGUGAACUAAUUUAUACAGCGUUUAAUCUCAGGCCUGUCCACAUAUAGAAAUCUCAAAUCGAUUAUUCUUCGCUAUAGUAAAGAAAAAUAGAGUAGAACAGCGUAAAAAUAAUCAUAUCGUAUAGUCGAUACUUUAGAGGAUAAAUUUACAGUACAAAAUAAGAAAAGAAAAAGGAAUAAAAGCAACGCUAGUCAAAGAGAUAAUUAUAGCUCCAUCUAUGUAUGGUACUGCUGAACUAAACUUAAUUCCCUAAUUAGAAUAAUAUCAUUUUCUCUCAUUUUGUGCUCUAACUUUGUUCAUUGAAGAAUCGAUAUAUAAUUAACGAAUUAUCUAUGCAUUUUCUAUACUAUAAUAAGUAUAGAAAGAAGAUAUGGAAUCCGGAAGAAUAUAUCCGGUGAGCAGGCCUGGUUUAUCUAGUGACACAGAAGUUGCGUGAGUUCCGAACUCUUCCCGAAGACUGCCGAAAACGCUUAUUAUUUGAAACGCUUCGGCGUCCCGCAAUAAUUAUCAUUCCAAGUGGUAAAAAAUAAGUAACUAUCGCUUUCUCUAUCAUCAUUUUUCACAUUGAAUCAUAUUUAAUACUUAUCGAUAUCAUAUUUCGUCGGUAAAUUGUACUACAGUCGGUAAAUCGUUGAUACGACAUUCUUUUUUUUUACUUCGUAUAUUAAAUAAUCUAUCUUUCGUUUCUAUUCUUUUUUCUAUUUUAUAAAUAUUUUCUACCGUAUUUUUAAAAUAUUUCCACUUUAAACCAAUCAAACAUUUAAUAUAAUAUUACCGACUGUUAAUAUUUGAUACAACUUUUAAUUUCGAAGUUUUAGAUGCAUUUAUAUUUAUUACAGAUAUAUUCACUUUUAUCGUUCUUUUUUUUUAUGCACAAUGAUACUUUUCUUUUUAUUCGUUCAACUGUUUGCACUCGAAUUGUUCGAAAACUCACUCUAAUAGAUUUUAGAUUGUUCCUCAAUUUUUCUUUUAUAAAUUAUUCACAGCACGAAAUCGCAAAAAAAAAGAAAAGAACAUACACUCAAUACCUCGAGAUAGCGAAACUCUCGAUUUCUGACACUAUUAUUGCAAGAAAAUAAUCAUAAACAAAAGAAUGCAUUAUGAUAUAAGAAUAAAUUAUUAAAUUAAUGGUGAGCGAAAUGGAAUCAAGAACAGGCCCGACAAUAACAUAUGUGCGCAUGCGCUCGUGCACUAUACAACUUUACGAAAUUGAAUAUUACAUAAAAAAAAUAUUAAUAGAUGCGUCUGUCAGGCCAAUGACAUUUAUUAAAUGCAAAAAUAGUAUUUUAACGAUUUAAUAAAAUUUUCAAUGGGAUAUUAUUAACAAAUUGAAUAAUACUAUUGUGGAAUUUAAGAUGAAAACGUAAUAAUUUAAUUAUACUCUCAUGAUAUAAAUAUAUUGAUUAUGUGAGUUAAUGACCAUAUAUCGUUUGGCCUGAAGGACUCUUCUAGGAUGGUUAAUGAAACUGAUGAAGGAUCGGAUUUUAUCGCCAGACGUAAAAAAAUUUCAACAGAACCUCCGGAAAUAUGCUCACAUGACAUCCAUAUAGUUACUAAUUAUACCAUUAUUGAUUACCGAUUCGAAUAUCGAGUAUGCAACAUUUUUAAUAAAUUAUUUUGAAGAUUG
Apis cerana (Asiatic honeybee) is the source of this 12078-nucleotide messenger RNA. RefSeq lists its product as uncharacterized. Gene Ontology annotation, cellular component: plasma membrane. Gene Ontology annotation, molecular function: protein binding. Lineage: Eukaryota; Metazoa; Arthropoda; Insecta; Hymenoptera; Apidae. The record is from RefSeq and is a predicted model, not a curated record.